AUGAAGACAACUAUUGGAUUAUCUCCUUUCCAAAUUGUCUAUGGAAAGGCAUGUCACCUUCUAGUGGAGAUGGAACAUCGAGCUUUAUGGGCUUUAAAAUUCUUGAAUUUUGAUCCUUGUGACACUACAGAAAAGAGGAGAAGGAAAAUUAUUGAGCUUGAAGAGAUGCGACUGCAUGCCUAUGAUUCUUCCAAGAAUUACAAAGAAAAGGUGAAAUUUUAUCAUGACAAGAAGCUGGUAAAAAGGGUCUUUAAUCCAGGACAACGGGUGUUGUUGUUCAAUUCACGACUAAAUCUUUUCCCUGGAAAGUUGAAGUCCAAGUGGUAUGGUCCAUUUAUGAUCAAGAAUGUCCUUCCACAUGUCCUUUUGAAAAAAUUUUAA
Molecule: messenger RNA, 381 nt
Organism: Vigna angularis (adzuki bean)
Lineage: Eukaryota; Viridiplantae; Streptophyta; Magnoliopsida; Fabales; Fabaceae
Exons: 1
Coding region: 1-381 (126 amino acids)
Source: RefSeq, a predicted model, not a curated record